AUGGUCGAUUUCAUCUACAAAGCACAGGCUCCAACUUUCACUCCAACAUCGAUCACUGACAUGACCUCCUCCCUCCAAGAGUUUCACGAAUUCAAACACGCAAUUCUCCGUGCUGAGGCUUGCCGAGGAACAUCGGGUCCUAUUGAGCAUUUUGAAAUUCCAAAACUUGAGCUCUUAGCAUCAUUUGCUCGAGCCAUCCCCCAGCUUGGCUCCAUUAUACAAUUUACUGCUGAUGUCAGUGAGCGCAUGCUCAUCACACAGUGCAAGAAUCCAUUUGAGCGCACCAGCCACCAACGUGCAACGUUCACUCAGCAAGUCGUCCGUCUCCUGGACCGGGAAGAGACUGCACGCCAGUUCGACCUCUAUGCCCUCCUCCGCUCAAACAACAUGUCCCUCAACAACCUCAUCGUCAACAAAUUCGAUGAAGUCGUUGACAUGGACCCGAUGUUGGGUUGGAUCAUGCGCGUCGCUCCCGAAGAACUGUCUCAGUUUCAAGGCCCACGUCCCGUUCGCAACCAUUUCCUCAAAGGCCUGUUGUCUGAAGACAGCAGGGUCGCCUUUCAUAUCACUGUAUCCAGUGACCACACCAACAAGACAGCACCUUUUUUGGCGCGAUUAUACCAGCUUCCUGACUUUCCUCUGACGCUUUGCUCCUUCAUUGAAAGUGUCAACCCUACGCUCGCAACUCGUUUCCAGAACCGACUGCUCAACGUCUGGAACAAGUUUCGUAUUCAGCUGCAUUCGACGUUGCGUCCGCGUCUCGUCAUGCCGAGCCAGCAGGUACAAGCAUAUCCGCCAUCUACCAAUUAUCCUUGUGGAAAUUGCGAUGCUGUCCUGCUGCAGAUGCACAGUGAAGGUGAAGAAGGUGAAAAUCUUGACGCCAUUGUAGCUCAAGUUCGCAUGGUGUUUGGCUUGUCAAAGAAAGGCCCACCGUUCCCUGCUGAACUUGACCAAAUAUUCCUCUAUGUACAGCUCUUCGAAGUCGUCGCACAUCCUCAAGAUGAUGUUGGAGUCAUGAUAUUCCGCGUUAAGCGCCAUUUUGUGACCGAUCCUGAUGGCACACAAGUGCGGGUUGGCAUGAUCAUUCCUCUGCUCGAUGUUACCCAUGCAAUCGAGCUCAUUCCUGUUUACGGGGACAGAGCUAAUCGUGCUGUUGACUCCUCGACAUGUUUGGAAAGCUAUGAUACCUUCUACCUUAACAAUUUUUCAGACAAAGAAUGGUACCACACGCUACACACAGAUUUCAUGUAG
Suillus fuscotomentosus is the source of this 1251-nucleotide messenger RNA. RefSeq lists its product as uncharacterized. The transcript is spliced from 2 exons. The coding region runs from base 1 to 1251 and encodes 416 amino acids. Lineage: Eukaryota; Fungi; Basidiomycota; Agaricomycetes; Boletales; Suillaceae. The record is from RefSeq and is a predicted model, not a curated record.